Messenger RNA from Cajanus cajan (pigeon pea), 1201 nucleotides. RefSeq names its product histone acetyltransferase. Lineage: Eukaryota; Viridiplantae; Streptophyta; Magnoliopsida; Fabales; Fabaceae. Gene Ontology annotation, biological process: regulation of DNA-templated transcription. Gene Ontology annotation, molecular function: transcription coregulator activity. The record is from RefSeq and is a predicted model, not a curated record.
CUUCUUAGCUUAGCCUUACCCACAUUUGUCUCUCUUCAUGAAACAGAGCACUCUGUUUCUCUUUCUCUCCGCCAUGCCUCGUCCAGGUCCCAAGCCUUACGAUUGUGUCAAAAGAGCUUGGCACAGUGAAAUACACCAACCCAUCAGAGGAACUCUCAUUCAAGAAAUUUUCAGAGUCGUCAACGAGAUUCAUGGGUCUUCUACUAAGAAGAACAAGGAGUACCAAGAGAAGCUACCCGUUGUCGUGCUCAGGGCAGAGGAAAUUAUUUACUCUAAAGCCAAUUCCGAGGCCGAAUACAUGGACCUUUCAACACUUUUGGAAAGAACAAAUGAUGCUAUUGAUACAAUAAUUCGACGUGAUGAGCAUACAGAAACUGGAGAGUAUUUGCGCCCUUGCAUCGAAGCUGCUUUGAGUUUGGGUUGUUCCCUUACAAAAACUUCAAGGAGUCAACGCAACAAUCAAAGAUGUUAUUUAAGUCGCAACAAUGAAGGGGUUCCCAAUCUUUCUCAUGUCACGAAUAUAGAGGCUCAUAACACAAAGUCACAAUAUGUGUGUGAGAAUGUACCUUCAGGUAGUAAAAAGCAGUGCGUGGAACAUGAAGGGCAGCCAAAAGUUUAUCCUCUGUACCAUGGGAACAACAUCCAACUUGAGAAGCCCCAACAUGCGUUUCAAGUAUCACAUGUUUCUGUUUCUCACAAUGGUGGACCUACCCUUAUGGGUGGUGCUAACAAUUUCCUAACAUAUAACUUACAAGGAUCCCAAUCAUUCUUUUUUAGUGGCGGUUUUGACAACUCAUGCACCAACAAAUGUGAUCUUUCGUUGAGGUUAGGACCCCUUUCUGUACCUUCCCAUAGUAUUGAAAAUGGUCAGAUUCAGGUAACUGAAGUGAGAAACAAGUUAAAUGUUGGAGCCUCCCAGAAGGGUAAAAAGUUGGAGCUUAGAGGACAAUUCCGUGAGAGUGCAACCAACAAUAGUACGAUAAAAGAAUGCAGAUUUUAGAAGUUUGUUUGCAGCCUUAGGUAGUGUGUAUGUACUAACUUUGAGAAAGUGUGGUCUCUAGACUUUGUGCUUUGCUAUGUUUCUUGAAAUGGUUAGGCCUAUGCAUUUGUGUAAUCUAGAUGUUCAUCUCAACUUUGUUUCUGUAAAUAACAACUUCCAUCGAAAUUAUAACUGUGAAUUAGUGUGUUGGUUUUGCAUAAA